GUUCCAAUCUUGAACAUUUCUUGCAAGAUGAAGUACCUCUUUGUAGUUGCUCUGGCUGUCCUGGCCAUCCAGUUGGCUUCGGCCACCUCACCUACCACCACUGAUCCCACCACCACCACGACCACCACUUCGGCAACAACCACUACGACAGCUUCUUCUUCCACAACCACCACCACCGAAUCGUCCUCCUCUGGAAAGAAGAAGUGCUCCAAGAAAAACAACUGGUGUGGCAAGUUCAGGCCCAAGAAGAAGUGCAAGCAUCCCAAGAGGUGCCACAAGACCAUCGUCCGAGUGACCCACAGGAAGGGCUAAGAAAUAAGAAAAAUAAAAC
Molecule: messenger RNA, 331 nt
Organism: Drosophila bipectinata
Lineage: Eukaryota; Metazoa; Arthropoda; Insecta; Diptera; Drosophilidae
Product: mucin-like protein 1
Source: RefSeq, a predicted model, not a curated record